AUGACUUUUAAUGAAAAGCGAUGCCGAAUUGAUAUAAAAGAAGCAAUUUAUACAACUUUUUGUGAAUGCAGCUUCUCGUUUGUAAAAAUAAGAAAACACACUGAGAGAAAACCUAAUUUGCUUGAACAACAUAUUGUGAAUGUGUACGAGGAAAAUUGGAAACAUAAACAAAUUAUCUCAAGCGAAACUUGA
Molecule: messenger RNA, 192 nt
Organism: Clunio marinus
Lineage: Eukaryota; Metazoa; Arthropoda; Insecta; Diptera; Chironomidae
Source: the annotation of a GenBank genome assembly